Messenger RNA from Triticum turgidum subsp. durum (durum wheat), 516 nucleotides. The record is from the annotation of a GenBank genome assembly. NCBI's taxonomy places the organism in Eukaryota, Viridiplantae, Streptophyta, Magnoliopsida, Poales, Poaceae.
AUGGUGGAUGCACCUCUGUACAAGCAGCGCCACACGUACACCAGGGAGCUCCCCGACGUUGACCUCCAUGGCAACCACAAGCUCCACGUCGUUUGCACAAGCAAGGGUGAAGACGUGGACAAGAUGCUGUCAACGUUCAGGAGGAAGCUCGAUGGAAUGCCCGUCAAACUAGUCGGCGUUGAUGUCGAGUACAGGCACUAUGUGAAGCCACAUCCAAUGGAACUAGACAAAUUCCUCAUGAAUGAUGAGUACACCUUCGUCGGAUUCGCCAUUGAAGGAGACAAAAACAAGAUGAAGGUAUCUGGUUUCGAGAUCAACUCCGACAACUACAUUGAUAUUCAGGUGGAAUGGAGAGACCCAUACAAUAAAAAGAAGUUUGACUCUUUGGCUGAUGUUGCCGACAGGAUGAUAGACAUUCACUACCAUGACAUGAAGAAAAAAUUAACCGCAAGGAGGACCAUACUUUGUGGGGAUUUUUCCCGUUGUCAGAAAAGCUUAUCAAGUAUGCAGCAAUAG